AUGAAGGAAGAGGGGAGACUUGGUUCAUCGUCUAAGUCUUCUUCUUCGUCUUCUCUUCCUGUGAGCUACGGAGUUGACUAUGAAAAAUACGACUUCUCCUCUUCUGUUUCUUCACUAUCUCACCCGUUUUCUCCGGAAGGCUCAAGCAACAAGAGUUGUGUUCUUGAAGAAAAUCUUUCUUCUGUUUUCUCGUUGGACCAUAACAGCAGUCUCCUCAUCGUGUCUAGAGAGAGACCAUCUUUAAGUGGAUUCUGCAGAGGUGUUGUGGCUGUUUCUGUUAGCCUUUCUUUUGCCUCUUUUAGCUCUGGCUCAAUGUACAUACCGCUAUUGUAG
This is a messenger RNA of Eruca vesicaria subsp. sativa (arugula), 333 nucleotides long. Lineage: Eukaryota; Viridiplantae; Streptophyta; Magnoliopsida; Brassicales; Brassicaceae. The record is from the annotation of a GenBank genome assembly.